GAGAGCACAAGCACUGAGGACUGUGUCGGGCUUUCUGGGGGAUUUUUUUGUUUUUUUGUUUUUGUAUAGUUUAUAUACAUUUUUUUUACAUUUUAGAGUUUCGUGAUUAUAUAAGUUUUAGAUUUUUAAUAGCGUGUUUAUUUUAUUUGUGCUAGUUUUGCUAAUAGAUAAUAGAGAUAGAGGGAGAUAGAGAGAGAGAGAGAAAAGAAAAGCUAAAUCAAAGUCAGUUCUGCAUUUCGGCUGUUAGUCAGUUAGAGGGUUUUUAAAGUGCUUAUACUUUAUUACACUGAGAUAUACACAGUGAUCUAUUACAACAUUUUGGAAGCGUUUUUUUUUUUUUUUUUUUUGCUAUCAUUUAAACUCCAGCCUCCUUUUAUAAACAAUAUGACCGCCGUGCUGAACAUCCAGAGGUUACUGGAAGCUGCUGAGUAUUUAGAGAGAAGAGAAAGAGAGUGCGAACAUGGCUACGCCUCGACGUUUCCGUCUAUUCAGAGCUCCAACAACUACCAGAGACAAAGAAAAUUCCGGAAUAAGAAGCACAGCAGCAACCACAACAGGUCAACACACAACGAGUUGGAGAAGAAUCGGCGAGCCCACUUGCGUCUUUGUCUGGAACGAUUGAAGGCACUCAUCCCACUGGGACCCGACUGCAACCGUCACACUACGCUGGGCCUGCUUAACAAAGCCAAAGCACAUAUAAAGAAGCUGGAGGAGGCCGACCGGAAGUCUCGGAACCAGCUAGACAACUUGGCGCGGAAGCAGAGACACCUCCGGAGGCAGCUGGACUCCCUUCGGGGGACGUGUAAGACUGAGAGGGUGCGCUCAGACAGCUUGGGCUCGACCCCGUGCUCUGACCACUCCGACCGCUCUGACUCGGACCAAGAGGAGAUCGAGGUGGACGUCGAGAGCACCGAGUUCUCCCAUGGAGAGCUGGAUAGCGUGAGCACGGCCAGCACCAGCGACCUGGACGACCACAGCAGCCUGCAGAGCCUGGCCAGCGACGAGGGCUACUCCUCCUGCAGCGUCAAGAUAGCCUUCAGCUCAUAGACACGCACACACGUGCAGUCCAGGCAACAGCAACCACCCACCCCUCCACACCAUCCUCUCCACUGUACCACCACCCAACCCCUGUCAGAACCCCACAGGUGACCAGAGCACAAGCCACCGCCUCAGUCAGAGCUGCGUUCUGAUUGGCUGAUUGAAUGUACACUGCCUUUAAUGGCUCUCUCUCUCUCUAUGUCUUUCUUCAAACACAGAAACGCACGCGUCUUGCCUUUUAGUAUCACUUUCAUCAAUUUGAUUUCUCUCCCGCGAUCUGUUCUCGUGAUCUGGUUACCUGUUGGGACGUUCUGAAGCACUGCGACUCAGUGCAAGUGCGUACGAUCUGAAGGUCCUCCGCGGCGCCGCAUAUCAAGAUCAGCUGCGAGCGAAAAAAGGCUAAGGCAUGAACUUUGUGUUCCGAAUGGUGCUACGCGAAAAGAACCUGACGAAAGCCUCUCGUCACGGGAGCGGGUCGACCUUUUCCGGAAGUCUUUCCCACGGUGCAUUUUAUGGUGCGUUUAUAAAGUCGGAAGCAGCCGAGCCGUGCUUCCAUCCAGCAGCUGCGACGUAGACAUCCCUCUUAGCGGUAACAAGCAAUAACUCCUCUAACUCCGACUCUUCUUUUUGUUCCCCUCGUUUGUUUUUUUUAUUUUUAAUCCUUCUCCCUUUCCUCAAACACCGUCCAAAAGAGCAAAAUUCAACUUGUUUUUUUUUUUUUUUUUUUUUUUGUAUAUAAUACAUAAAUAGUUUAAUAAAUUAAGUAAAGGAGUUUAAAAAAAAAAAAAAAAAAAAAGCUAGAUACCUAAUGGGUAGCCUCUGUUGCUGUUCGUCUUGUGUUUUAUUUUGUGCAUUUUAAAUUAUAUUUUUGGAAAGAUACACCUAUUCCUUCUCAGAUUGCUCUGACAGAGUGGCAUGGACAGUAUUACACUUCUGCUCAGCGACUUAUUAAUCCAUUGUUGUUGUUUUUUUUUCCCCAUUCUGACCAAAACGGAAGGAAAAAAUUCUCACUGAUGGCUUCAGCAGCGGGACCCCUGAGCGCUGGACCCGCAACACUCUUUUUAUUUAUUAGCUAACUAUCAUUUAUUUUAUCCGUAUGUGUGCCUGUGUGUGUGUGCGCGCGUGCGUGCGUGUGUGUGUGUGUGUGUUCCCCUGUUGAAGCUGAGAGGCAUUCCACCGGUGCUGAGCCUGAUUUCCCGCUCGUCCGUCAUCAGCUGAUUUUAUUUAUCGAUAGAAUGAAGUCAUUUAUUUAUCCUUCUUUCCUGUUCCUGUUUUUUUUUUCCCUCUCUCUCUCUCUCUCUCUCUCUUUUUGUAUUAAAUGUUUUUUAUUUGAAUAUUAUGUAACCCAUCCCGAGCUGUGUGUUGGAGUGCUCGACUGAACAUGGUGCUGCGUAUCUAACACCAGGCCAAACCACAUCUCUUUCUGUUUCUUAAAGACACGACUACCUUUUUGUUAUAAUUCAUUCUUUUCCACCUACUUUGCUUCUUACCCCCUCUUUUUAAAUCUGCACUUAAAUCCAGGACCCAUGUCGAGAACUGUGUGCUUCCUGACACGCCACACACACACACACACACACCCCUUCACAUACGAGCAGGUGCCCCGCAGCAUCCCGUCUAAUCCCACAAUCUCAGUGAUUUUGUUCUAUUAUAUUAUAGAUUUAUAGCAAACGCUGAUCCUGAAUCAGCUCUGGAUGAAGUCGGGAGUGUUCUGGAUCACACAGAAGAGCAGGAAGAAUCUGAUCUGAGAUCAGCGCCCCUGCUCUUCCUGAUCGUAGUGGGAAUUUUUCUCUCAUGUCUGCUGAGUAAUGAAGUCUUUGUAAAUGUCACUUUAAACACUUGAUAAUCGUUAUGCUCAUACCAAACUAGGCACUGAAGUCUUAGGUGGGAUUUGAACGCCUCCCACUGGUGUGUGUGUGUGUGUGUGUGUGUGUGUGUGUGUGUGAGAGAGAUCAGGAAGCUCUAGUUAACAUGAAGUGGGUCCCAUAGAUGAAGCUAAUUACACCUGAGGUCCUGCUGAACUAUGGUUAUUCUUUGUCAAACAUGCACUCUGAUUUAAGCUGUAAGUCCAACUGCAAUACUUACAAUAAAACACAGAGAUUGUCCAAUCUGAAGACCAAAAAAAAAUAAAGUCUGUGUGUGUUUAUUAUUAA
Tachysurus vachellii is the source of this 3188-nucleotide messenger RNA. It is a transcript of the gene mxi1, whose product is annotated as max interactor 1, dimerization protein. The transcript has 6 exons. The record is from RefSeq and is a predicted model, not a curated record. Bases 385 to 1047 code for a protein of 220 amino acids. Lineage: Eukaryota; Metazoa; Chordata; Actinopteri; Siluriformes; Bagridae. Gene Ontology annotation, biological process: regulation of transcription by RNA polymerase II. Gene Ontology annotation, molecular function: RNA polymerase II cis-regulatory region sequence-specific DNA binding; protein dimerization activity; DNA-binding transcription factor activity, RNA polymerase II-specific.